AUUAGCGCUGCUACUGACAUCUCUACGACCACGAAAUGUCAACAUGUGUUUAAACUGGGAGUGGAACUGCCUUCUCCAUUGUGCGCGUACGAUGGGAAAACUACAAUUAUUUUUUUGUGAAACGCCCAAUUGUGGCCACAAUGCCCGUUGUUUUAUUAUAAUUUGAUAUGGGCAUCUUUUCUGCUUAUAAAUAUGGCUAAUGGUCGUUUUGUGAUGUUACUGAGGGCACAGCGCCGCAGUGCUGUGGUGUGGAGUGAAACAUCUGAAUGCAGCUGAAGUGAAAGAAAGCAAAAGUGAUGAAGAAAUGAAUGGAUAUAUGCAAAUUAGAAUUGUUUGAAAGCCAUUCAAUGCCGAUUGUGCGUUUGCUGUGUGGAGUUUUUAUCUCUUCACUUUGUUUGUGUGUCUUUUUAAUAAAAAGCUGUUACGAAGACUAUAAAAUAACAAUAAUAAUUUUGCUUUAAAUUAACAACGAGUGACAUAUUCGUCCAUUUCAUAAUUCCAGCAAUGAAAAUAGAGAAAUAGAGAAAACUUGUUUACACCUUUGCCGUUAAACAGUUGGCUGCUGGUGUGCCCCUUACAUGGGCGCUGCUGUGCGCACCCGUUUGGUGUGUAAGUUAGAUAAUCGGCCAGGUAAUACGAGACAGACAGACGGUCGACCUUAUGCUAAGCAGGAUGCAUUUUAAUACGCAUUGACCAGUUUGGGCCAUUUGCUAAUCUUUGUUAUGUGAUACUUUUUUUUGUUGUUGCUGUUACACGCAAAGGUCACACGGGCGCUUGCUAUGCUGCGCAGAUUGCGUAUACUCACACGACACCACCAAUAACGGAUAUGAAAAAGCUACAAAUCGGUGACUUCAUGCAAAUGCGAAUCAAUUCAAUUUGUUGAGAAGCAUUUUGAUUAUUUGUUGACCAUCUAUAAAAGCGUUAACUGGUUCAGAGAUUGGUAUCAUUCACACACUGGAACUUGUCAGAGAAAGUAAGGAAGAUCGGCAGCACCACAAAUUAUUUGAACAAAUCAAAGAUGAAGUCAAUUACUGUUGCAUUGUAUUUCACCAUACUGGCUUUAGUCAGCGCUCAACCUGGUUACAAAUACCAACAACCACAAUCGGUGCCAUUGGCGCCCGCUGCGCCACCAGCUACGCACCAUCACCAACACCAUCAUCACCAUCAACUCGGUCCACAACCAACAGCUCCACUUGGUGGGCCCAUUGCGCCACCACAACAGAACAACAUCUACUCACCCGUGCAAUCGCCUCCUUUACAAUCAUUCAACGCACCACCACUACCACCACUACCACAGCCGGCAGCAAUUCCUUUGCAGCCACCACGAGUUGAGAUUCCAUUGCCACAGGCACCACCGGCAGCACCACAGCAACCCCAACAAUCCUAUUUCGCCCCUGCGCAAAACUCUGGAGGAAAUUCAUUUUCUCAUAGCCAUCAGCAACAGUUUGCCGAGCAACAGGGCGUAUUGCAGCAGCAGCAGUCUCACUUUGGUGGCGCCGCUCAACUCUCACAACCACUGAGUUUCUCGUCGGGCGGUCAGGGUGGUUUCCAACCGAACUUCCAACAACCGAAUAUCCAAUCAUUCCAGCCACGCCCACAGACUGCCAUCAUCAGCAAAGAUAUUUACAUUCACUCGGCUCCCGAAGACAAUGAGGAGCUUGAUUUGGGCUCACAGCUGGAUAAUGUACCUGUCCGCAAGAACUAUCGCAUUGUAUUUAUUAAAGCCCCAGCUCAAAAUCUCAAAUUGGCUUCUGCCGCUUUGAAACGUGCUCAGAAUGCUAACGAAGAGAAGACCGUUAUCUAUGUGCUGUCGAAGAAGCCCGACUUGUCUGAGGUGCAACAGCAAUUGCAACAGGCUCAAGGUCAACAGAAGUCGCACAAACCUGAGGUGUACUUCAUUAAAUAUAAGACCCAGGAAGAGGCUCUACGCGCCCAGCAGGAAAUUCAAGCUCAAUACGAUUCGUUAGGCGGCUCCACUCACAUUUCCGAUGAGGGUAUUGCUCCGGUUACUUCCGUCUCUAGUGGUGCUGCGAAUUUGAGUGGCAGUAUUGGACAGCAACAGUCAUCUUUCUUCCAGCAGAACUACCAAUCGGCUGCCAAUUAUGAAGGGCCAGCCAACAAAUACUUGCCGGCCAAGAAGAAGUAAAUGCACUAAGGAUUUCUCAAGUAUUGAGCUAGUUUUUAAGGCGUUCCAUGUUCUCUGACUAUUUCAUGCAUUUUCUAUCCAAUCUUUGUAUCUUUGUACAAAAACUUUCUUCUGAAUCAUGCGAAUGUCACAAAUCGUAUCUUUUAUGCGCCAUUUACACACAAAUAGUUUAUAUUAAUUUAUUGAAAGAAAUAAACCAAAUAAAUUUUAUAAUUUUUUAAAAAGGUUUUUGAAUAGAACUUUCAUAAAGUGAAAUCAAAAAAAAAAUAGAUUUCCCGGCCACAAUCCUAUCCUCAGUUUGUUUGCUCGACUACCUUAGAAAGGCUGCUCUUAAAAGGAGUUCAGUUGGUGACAACAAAUAUUUACUGUGGCACAAUAUUUAUCUGGAAUCCAUUCUUUGGAAUGCGGGCCAUUCAAACACCCAGCGCUGAAUGGACUUUGCUCCUAAAAUAAUCCUUCUUCUUCUUUCUUAGCAUGACAGUCCUGGGUGGACCACUGCUUCCACAACUAUCUUUCUUCAGAUUUCUUGAUUCGCUGGCAAUCGCUACCAGUU
Anastrepha ludens (Mexican fruit fly) is the source of this 2699-nucleotide messenger RNA. RefSeq names its product YLP motif-containing protein 1. The coding region runs from base 1019 to 2146 and encodes 375 amino acids. Lineage: Eukaryota; Metazoa; Arthropoda; Insecta; Diptera; Tephritidae. The record is from RefSeq and is a predicted model, not a curated record. The transcript is spliced from 2 exons.